Molecule: messenger RNA, 369 nt
Organism: Paramuricea clavata
Lineage: Eukaryota; Metazoa; Cnidaria; Anthozoa; Malacalcyonacea; Plexauridae
Source: the annotation of a GenBank genome assembly
AUGCAAGAACAACAACCUAUCGCCUAUGCAUCGAGAGCCCUUACAAGCACUCAACAAAGAUAUGCUCAAAUUGAAAAGGAACUGCUUGCUGUAGUCUGUGGUUGCAGUUGCAACAAGUUCCAUCAGUACAUCUAUGGUCAAACGAUCAAAGUGGAAACCGAUCAUAAACCACUUGAAGCUGUUUUAAGAAAGCCCUUCCAUCAGACACCACUUCGAUUACAGAGAAUGUUGCUUCAGCUCCAACGUUACAGCAUGGAAGUAAUCUACAAACCUGGCAAAGAAAUGUACCUCCCUGAUACACUAAGCCGAGCGUACCUAAAUGAAGAGAAAGAAGAUCUUCUUGAUGAAGAAUUGGAAGUCGCCUUUUAG